AUGGCCUCCGGGCGCUGGGCAGAACCCCAACAGCCUCCCUUGGCCGGCUCAGAGUCGAAAGAUGCCAGGGGAUAUCCGCGUGUUCACCUCUUGGCCCAUUUGCUGGUUGCGGAAAGGGGAACCAUCGUGUGUGCGGGAGAUGCAGGCAGCUUUCUCGACCUGGCAGAAGGGAGCCCCAAGGAGAAGCGCUUUGGGGUCCGAGGGCUGCCGGUGGUGGCUGGAAGACCCCCUCCCCGCUCCCGGGGCGGUUCGGCGCAUCCCUCUGUCUGUCCGGAACCGUCUGGCCCUUCCUGGCCUGGCUGGGAAUACCGUCCCUGCUCGCCCCACCCUUCCCGGCCCCUCCGCCUGGAAACCUUGCGGGGCCGCGGGCCAAACGCGCAGCAGAACCGGGCAGGGUCCGGAGCCCCCUCGUGCGGCUCCGGCCCUGUCCCCGGGCUGCCGCGGCUGAUCCGGGAAAGCCCCGGGAGCCCCCGCCCAGCAGAGCGCAGCCCCCUCCGGGCUGAUCACGACUCUCGCCGGGAAGCCCGGCGUGGCCCGCCCCCAGCCCCCGGCGCCCGCGGGAACGAGCGUCCGAGCGGGGCGGGGGCGAGGGGCGGCGCGUCGCCGGCCGAGCGGAUACGGUUCAGGGGCUGCCGGAUGCGGCCGGACCUCAGUCCAGGCAGCAGCGCUGGUUCGGCCGGACCGCCGCCCGCUCGGUCACUUCGCGCGCGCCGCCGCCGCCGCGCUCUGCAAGGCGCCGGGAAGGGGCCGCUCGCCGGCCGGAGGAGGAGAUGCUCGGCCCGGUACCACUGCUUGCCCCCGCCCGCGCGUGACCCCGAGGCCGAGCCAUACCGGGCUACCCGGGAAGCCCGGCGUGCCUCUGCGCGUGUGCAGAGCGUCUCAGCCAGGCUCGCGGCAGCCUUCUCUGGUUGGCGGCCCUUGCCGGACUCCGAAGCACCACCUGCCGAGCCAUGGCAGAUCCACAUGGGCGAGCGGCCCUACCCCUGCCAGGAGUGUCCCCACAGCUUCAAGAAGUGCAUCGCCCUCAAGCUGCACAUGUGGCUGCACACCGGCGAGAAGCCCUUCUCCUGCACGCGCUGUGGGGAACGGUUCUGGCUGUGCAAGGCACCGCUCUCCCACCAGUGGGCACGCAAUGCCCCCACGGAGCUCAUCUGCACUGAGUGUGGGAACAGCUUCCCCUGCCUGCGCAGUCUGGCUGCCCGGCGGCAGCGGGCAGACCCCUCCAUGCCCAAGGGAGCCCCCCGUGGGUCGCAGCCUGGCAGGGAGGCAGCCUGUACCGCUCAGCCCAGAGAGCGGGUGGUCAGCACCCAGGCCCCCUGCCCGGCCGAGUAA
Molecule: messenger RNA, 1332 nt
Organism: Candoia aspera
Lineage: Eukaryota; Metazoa; Chordata; Lepidosauria; Squamata; Candoiidae
Product: zinc finger protein GLI4-like
Exons: 3
Coding region: 1-1332 (443 amino acids)
Biological process (GO): regulation of transcription by RNA polymerase II
Molecular function (GO): DNA-binding transcription factor activity, RNA polymerase II-specific; RNA polymerase II cis-regulatory region sequence-specific DNA binding
Source: RefSeq, a predicted model, not a curated record